Neomonachus schauinslandi (Hawaiian monk seal) is the source of this 980-nucleotide messenger RNA. It is a transcript of the gene IGFBP7, whose product is annotated as insulin like growth factor binding protein 7. Gene Ontology annotation, cellular component: extracellular region. The transcript has 5 exons. NCBI's taxonomy places the organism in Eukaryota, Metazoa, Chordata, Mammalia, Carnivora, Phocidae. Gene Ontology annotation, molecular function: insulin-like growth factor binding. Gene Ontology annotation, biological process: regulation of signal transduction; regulation of cell growth. The record is from RefSeq and is a predicted model, not a curated record. The coding region runs from base 64 to 876 and encodes 270 amino acids.
GGUUUAAAGCGCCGGGCUGCGGGACCCGACUCACUCGCGCUCCCGCCGCCUCCGCACCCAGCCAUGGAGCGGCCGCCGCUGAGCGUCCUGCUCCUCGGCGCCGCCGGGUUGCUGCUCCUGCUCCUGCCCCUCUCCUCUUCCUCCUCUUCGGACGCCUGCGGCCCCUGCGAGCCGGCCGCCUGCCCGCCCCUGCCCCCGCGGGGCUGCCAGCUGGGCGAGACCCGCGACGCGUGCGGCUGCUGCCCGGUGUGCGCCCGCGGCGAGGGCGAGCCGUGCGGGGGCGGCGGCGCCGGCAGGGGGCACUGCGCGCCGGGCAUGGAGUGCGUGAAGAGCCGCAAGAGGCGGAAGGGUAAAGCCGGGGCAGCAGCCGGCGGCCCGGGGGUGAGCGGCGUGUGCGUGUGCAAGAGCCGCUACCCGGUGUGCGGCAGCGACGACGUCACCUACCCCAGCGGGUGCCAGCUGCGCGCCGCCAGCCUGAGGGCCGAGAGCCGCGGGGAGAAGGCCAUCAGCCAGGUCAGCAAGGGCACCUGCGAGCAAGGUCCUUCCAUUGUGACACCCCCCAAGGACAUCCGGAAUGUCACUGGCGCCCAGGUGUACUUGAGCUGUGAGGUCAUCGGAAUCCCAACCCCUGUCCUCAUCUGGAACAAGGUAAAAAGGGGUAACUAUGGAGUUCAAAGGACAGAACUCUUGCCUGGUGACCGGGACAACCUGGCUAUUCAGACCCGGGGUGGCCCAGAAAAGCAUGAAGUCACUGGCUGGGUGCUGGUAUCUCCUCUCAGUAAGGAAGAUGCUGGAGAAUAUGAGUGCCAUGCAUCCAAUUCUCAAGGACAGGCUUCAGCAUCGGCAAAAAUAACAGUGUUUGAUCCCUCACAAUGAAAUACCAGUGGAAAAAGGUGAAGGUGCUGACUUAUAAACCUGCAAAAUAUACCCGUCUGCAUCACUGAAAGUCCUGGAUAACUACAGCCCUGUUCUUGCCUAAU